UACAACUCUGAAACAUUGUACCUAAAUAGAAUUGGCUUGGUGGACAGUGCUGGACUUGGAGUCAGGAAGGCCUGGGUUCGAACCUUGCCUCUGACACUUCCUAGCUGUGUGACCAUGGGUUGCUCCACGAUGACUAUGGCAAGAUACAGGCCUACGUGGGACCUGGCACUCGAUCCCUUGGUGUCUUGUAAACUCUGUCUUGGGGAAUAUCCUUUGGAGCAGAUGACAACAAUAGCCCAGUGCCAAUGCAUCUUCUGUACCCUGUGCCUGAAACAGUAUGUUGAGCUAUUGAUCAAAGAAGGAUUAGAAACUGCAAUUAGCUGCCCAGAUGCAGCUUGUCCAAAACGAGGUCAUCUACAAGAGAAUGAGAUUGAAUGUAUGGUUGCAUCUGAAAUUAUGCAAAGAUAUAAAAAGCUGCAAUUUGAAAGAGAAGUGCUGUUGGAUCCCUGCCGGACAUGGUGCCCAUCUUCUACCUGCCAGGCUGUUUGCCAGCUUCAAGAUAUGGGGCCACAAACACCACAGUUGGUGCAAUGUAAAGCAUGCAACAUGGAAUUUUGUUCUUCUUGCAAAGCCAACUGGCAUCCUGGACAGAGCUGCCAAGAAACAAUGCCAGUCACCUUCCUCCCAGGAGAAACAAGUGUCUCCCACAGCUCAUCUUUCAAAAUAGACGAGGAAGAUGCCCCAAUCAAACGCUGCCCAAAGUGCCGAGUGUACAUUGAACGGGAUGAAGGCUGUGCCCAAAUGAUGUGCAAAAACUGUAAACACGCGUUCUGCUGGUACUGCCUUGAGUCCUUAGAUGAUGACUUUCUCUUAAUACAUUAUGAUAAAGGACCUUGUCGGAACAAGCUUGGCCACUCCAGAGCAUCUGUGAUCUGGCACAGAACACAGGUGGUGGGCAUUUUCGCUGGCUUCGGCCUUUUGCUGUUAGUGGCCUCCCCUUUCCUGUUACUGGCGACACCCUUUGUCCUCUGCUGCAAGUGCAAGUGUCAUAAAGGCGAUGAUGAUCCCCUGCCGACCUAGACCAACAGAAGACUGGACUCCUGCCUUUGGGGAAACGUGGUUCCCCCCUCCUCCCACGCCCUCCCCUGCCCUUGCACUCCCCACCGUUACACGUGCCCCAUCCUGCUUCCCAGCGACACACGGUGCCAUGAAUCUGGGGACUGAUGUCCAGGCAGUCGCAAAGGCUCACUUGCAGAGAUCCGGAAGGAAUAUGGAAGAUGAUUCGGACAUGGAGUGCCUGUUGUACAGAGGAGAAACAUGUCAGCAGGUUUUCAAAGGGAGUCACAGUAAAAAUGUGAUAACUCUGUACGGCCAGAAACUCUGGGGAGGGAAGCCAAACAUGGCAGAUCCAUAGCUUAGGAGACAAAGCUAAAUCCCUUUAUACCAAUCUCCAUCAAGAUGGGAUCCUCCUCUUUAGAGAAGGGAGAUGAGAAUCGCUUGUCACUUCCAACAAUCGGUGUGAGCAGAUUUUGGAGAAGAUCUCUGUUGAUUACACUCCAUUUUCUCGUAGGCAUCGCCAAAUCCUUUUCAGUGGGAGUUCUUUUUGUUUUGUUUUUCUGUUUUUCAUCUGGAUAGGAGAGAAAUUAACCAGCGGCCUAGAAUCCAUUUUAGGCCCUUUUGAAGGUAGAGGGGGGAAAGAGUAUCAUGUGAGAGGAGAGGAAAAUUGCCGUCUCAAAAUUUGUCUGGCUUUGUAGCAUUUUGAAACACUUAAAAAAAUCUCAUGUGUUUUGUCUUGUUCUAAUGUUGUUUGAAAAGCUGGGGAGUAGCAAGGGACAGAGAUCCACCUCAUGGAUGUUCUUUGUGAAAAUUACUGCCAUGUUUGAAAGAACAUCCCUGUUGUGGGUCUUUCCAAAUUUGUUUGAUUGUUUAAGGAUGCACUCCAGACAUAGGGCUCAUAAUUUCUUCUCCAGAUAUCAGGAUUCUUUAUAUGUCUCUAAACCAAAUGUGUAAAUAGUUCAAUUCAGAGUUGCUAGGGUUUAGAAAACUUGAAGCAGCUUGCUUCUGUAAUAUGAAAAAAGGAGAAAGAAUAGUGCAGUAUUACUGUCUCAUUAACUCUCUGCAGACUCACUCAUAUCCCAGGAGGUCUCUCUCUUUAAGAAAGCAAGAAAACUUCUCAUCUCUGUGAGACUAGAGGAGUUCCUGGAAUUUGUAUCUCACUUUCAAAAGUUAGUCAGCUAAAGAAAUAUUUUCUCUUUCUAGUGCUGUUAAUAAUCCCACUAUAACCAACAUUUCCCCCCCCCCCAAAAAAAAAAAAAGUCAUUCAGUUCUCACUUGGGGUUUGGUUCUUUUGUCUCCUCUGGCACUUUGUAAUGGUUACCAAGAUUCAGAAGUUACCUGGAGGCGACAGCAUUCAACCCAAACAAAAAAUGCAAAUAACAUUCUCCAUAUGAGCUUUGAAAAAAAUGGAAAUUGUACAAUUUGAUAGUGGUUUGUGACAAAAUGGGCUAACAGCCACAAAUGUUAUAUGUAGGCAGACUGACUGCUUUUCUUGUAUCACAGAAAUAUAAUGGGUCCAAUAUAUUAUCAUUAGACUGGUUUUCUAUACUGCACUAUAUUCCCUGUUGCUUACAUGAUCUGCUGUCCAUAUGAAAAAUCAAUCCAGGGCUUUUAUUAGAGAUAUUUUUAUUAGAUAGAUUUUAGCUGAACUAUGCCUGCUUAGGAUCAGAGUUGGUAAGGGGUUUUUAGAUCAUUUAAACAAAAUAAAUUCAUUCUUCACAGAGGAGUUAGAUUAAGAGAAAGGCUAUGACCUUUGACAUAGACAGUUGAGGAGUAAAUAGCAGAGCUAGGGUUGGAACCCAAAUCGUGUCCCCCAAGGCCAGCAGUUUCUACCACACUGUGCAACUUUCCUAGUUAUUUCUAUCAGUUUUUCAUGCUGAAUUAUCAGAAUAUUUAUCUCACUUCUCAACUUGCUUUUCUAUACACAUAAUGAAAAUAGGGCACCAUUCUAUUUCUUGGCACACUUUACUCUUAAGGAAUUACAAAAUAAAUUGUCUCCCUUUCACUCAUAUCAAGUUUACAAGGUGAACCAAAUCCAUUUUUAGAGUGAGUUGACUUCUGAUUUAGUGUUUUUUACUUUCCCUUCAAAUGAUUAUUUUAAAAUUUAGUAUUGACUAAAUAGUAGAGUCUUUGAGAAAAACCCACUUGAGAGUGAAACUCAAAAUGUGGGUAUACUGAGCGUAAUUAUCAAGGAGGCCCCUGGGUAGAAUUAUUUGAUAAAUGGAGGGAGGGGAUUGAAAUCCUCUUUAGAGAACAUUAUAUAAGAAGUGAAUAAGGAAUGAAUAGUAGAGGCCUUAGUAGAGACUCCAGGAAUUAAAUAGCCUAGAAAAAUCAUCAACAAACUAUCACAAUGCAUGGCUAAUGGCCAGUUUUUCAUCACAUUUGGGCUGAUCUUCUCCCUCUUGCUUACAAGAGCCACUGCUCAUGUCAAUAAUCAUCAUCAUUAAUACUCUUUCUGUCCUCUAAUUGUUGUCAUUUGUGUAUCCUGAUCUUGGGUCAUUAAGCUUGGUUUUAGUACUUAGGAACUUUAAGAUCUGAGAAUCAGAGACAUGGCAGUAACCUUUCAGGUCAUCAAAUUUAAUUCAUUUCCAGUAGAAGAGUUUCCUCUGCCACACUCCUAAUGAGUGGUUGUUCAACCUUUGCUUGAACAUCUCCAAUGGCAAGGAACCUCCUAUUUUAAGACAGCACAUUCUGUUAAUGGAACAUUUCCAUUGUAAGAAAAUUCUUCCUCAUGCUAAAAGAGUUUAUAUAAUAUAAUUUGCAUAAUAACAUUUUCAUAAUUAUUUAUAAUUGCAAAGUUGAAGCCUCAGAUGAAAUGUAGCCUUUGAUUGUUACAAUUACUCUCUGAGGUAGAUAGUAUGUUAUUAGCCUCAUUUUCCAAAUGAGGAAACUGAAGUUCAGAGAAAUUAAAUAAUUUGCCAAAGCCUACAGAAUUAACUCAUGAGAAAAUCUGAACUUGAAGGAGGGUUUGCUAACUUCAGUACAGUGGUGUUCUUUUCACUUUGCCAUUUUGGAAAGUUUGUGAACAGCCCAAAGUCCAUCAAUUACUAAAAGAUUAGGUUUCUCUAUCAAGUGUGAGCCCCACUGGUUGAGGCAUGAAAUCAAUUCCAUCUGGAUAAGAUUUCCAUUUGUAUCCAAACUUAGAGUUGUAUUUGGACUCUGAUUUUCAGUGGGCAUUUAAUUGAUGAUGGUAAUAGCUUAUUUUUUUCUAUUUUGCUUUAAAGUUUACAGAUAAUUUUCAUUAUGACACCUAUUAGCAUAAGCAUUAUUAUUGUCAUUUUUUUUGAUAAGAAAUUUGAGGCCUAAGGUUAUAAAGUUACCCCCUGUCCUCAUGGUCACCUAUGGAGUAUCUACUCCAUACAUUUCAGUUGCCAAUCACAGGGACUAAAGUAUAAAAAGAAAUAUUUCUAAGAUAAAUUUCAUUCUUUGGCAUCCAGAAAAAUAUGUAAUUGUUUCAGUGACUGGUGGGUUCGGUUUUAUUUCUGAGAAAAAAUUUUCAUCUUCCUUGACACAUCUAUGGCAUCAUGUCUCAUCUGACGUCACUGAUACCUCGCCAGUUUUCAUUGAGCCAGUUUUUUCUUUAGUGGGGAACAAAGUUCCUUCUAUGAGUCUCUAAUGGAGAGAUACCUUGUUAUAAGGUAGAGAAUGCUAAACAUAAGCGGGAAGAUAUAGGUUCAAAACCCCCCAUCAAAACAUAUUAGCAAUGUUUCUAUGGGCAAGUCACCUUCCCAUAUCUGAGACUCUUUCCUCAUUCGUAAAAUGGGAAUAAUAAUAAUAAUAACAAUAAUAACUCUAGUAUCUACCUCACAGGAUUGCUGAGAGGCUCACAUUGGAUAAGGUAUGUAGAUAGUGCUUUACAAACCUUAAAGCUAUUUAUCAGAAUUAUUUGGUAAGAUUAUCGCUAUUCACUCUUUGGUGGCAUAUCACACUGGGUCAGAAUAUUGCUUUCUCCUGCAGAAACCCAGUGAUCUCAUCAAUAAGGGCAUUCUUUUCAUUGAUGCUGUAGAUGUCUUCCUGACCUGUGCGACUUUGAUGUCUGACUUCCAUAAGCUCCAUUGGAUGUGAUCUGCCCAGUUUUACUGGGGCUUUUUUUUGCUUUCUUGCAACAUCAAAAGUAAUAGUGGAGCAAGAAGGCUAUGCAGAGGCUAGCUUUCCCAUGCUCUGCAUCUUAUUAACUGCAUUUGUAGCUCUGAAAGCAUAAUCUACAUAAAACUGGAAUUGAAACCCACAGCAAGAUUUUUGAACGUGACACUCGGUAUAAGCAUUGGGAACAAUCCCCUUGAUCAUUGAUACUACUAACAAGCACUCAUAUUCCUAUGAUCUUCAGAGUUUACAGAGUGUUUCCAUCAUAAAAGCCUUUGGAAGUUAGUCUGUGAGUAAUAUUAUCCCUCUUUCCCAUAUGAAAAAACUGAGACCUUAUGCACAUGGCCAUAAGACCAAUCAGUGUCAGGGGACGGACCUUAAACCCAGAUCUCCUUGCUCAAAGCCCAACAUUCUUUAAUAAAAUAAUGAAUUUAGAACUGGGAAAUACCAUAGAUACUAAUAUAGUGCAGCCUCCUCAUUUUAGAGAAUAGAUCUAGAAUGAUGAAGUUAGUUGCCCAAAACACAGGGCAUUCAAUGACAGAACAGGGAUUUGAACUCAGGUCCUUCAACUUUCCUAUGACAUUGCCUCUACAGCACUGCAUUGCCUCUUCCAUAGACUGACAGCACAGCAUUAAUUUCAUGUUGGUCAAUCUCUUCAUUUUCAUUUCCUUAAUCCUUUAAUUUUCUUUAAUUGCCUUGUAAGAUAAUAAUAUGGUUUAUAAUGCUGGGGUGAGAAGAAACAAACUAACUGUAAUUUAUGUCAACCCAUCUUUCAUGAAUUGGUCUUGAAUGGGGGCACAUAAUGUAAUUUCUGGUGUAUCAGAAUCACUGCAAUAAUCUACCUAACUCGAAUGAAAGUGUGAUCUCCUGGAUUUGGAAGUUUGCCCCAGUCAUACAGAUCACAGUCAUCUCAUCCUGUUGCUCCAGGAUGCCGCUUGUCCCGUGCUGCUCUUGUUUAUGUCCUCUCCAAAGUUCAACACCUUAACACAAUUUUAUCAUACUUGAGUGAUCCUUGUGCUUGGAUUCAUCCAGAAGGUGCUGUUACCCACCUGACUUGGCUUCAAUUUUGUUGCCCAAGGCAGCUGCCCUCAGGGAUGCUCUUGCCUCUGAAACGAGGGGUGAAAAAUUUGAAGUGAGAACCAAGCUGUUACAGGACAUUAUGAGGGACAUUAAACUCCAUUUCUUCCCUCCCCACCCACUAGUACCACAAAACUGAAAAAUCUAUCUCCCCACUCUAAGAAUGGGGACAAGUAUAUAUUUUCCAGAACACCUGAUUUUAGAACAGGUCAAAAUCCUGUUUGGAAACCUAGGCCCCUGGAAAAAAAGCAAUGCCUACCAAUGCACUAAUUAUCUAGAACUAAGAUAAUAUCUUUCACUGGUAUGACAGUGAAAUCACUUACUGUAUCAAAAGGAAUACUGCCCUUGGUCUACUUAAUAAUUAAGAUUUUACAUAGGAACAUAUAUGUAGGUGGGAUUUAUGUAUGUUUCUCAUUUUUUUUACUGAAUCCAUGACAAUUAAAAUGUCAAAAGAAUACAUAUAGCAUGUGUGAAAACCAAAGCUUUUGUACAUCUUAUAACUAAUUUAAGCCCUUAUGAAAAUGGACAAAACAAUGAAUUUGCUAUAAACAUUAUGAAAAAUCUACAAGGAAAGUGAGUAGACCAGCAUUAAUACAGAAUUGCUAAAAUGCUUAAACAGAGCAUGCCUCUUUUGUGUCUGAUGUACUCACGGAUUUUAUUCUAACUUUGGUUUGUGAAACCCCUUCUUCUACAGUUCCAGGAACAUUAGGUGCAAGUAUGUGCUAUAUGAUCGAAACUUUUGUUUUUUCUGUUGCUUAUUUACCGUGGAUGUAUUUUAUCCCUAUAUAGAAAUAUGCAUGAAUGAGUCAUGCAGUUGUAUAAUUAUGUAUUGCACCAGUGAUGGUUUAAAAAAGGAAAAAAAAAAGUUUGGUUUGUGUAUUUGAAAUGUAAGUACAUUUUGUGCCACUAACACUGUGAUGUAUAAAAUGAGCUGUUUGAAUGCCUUUUAAUGUUGUGUUUUGUACUUGGAAUCAUAUUGAAAAGUUUAAUUUGUAAUUUCAAUACAUAUUUUAAAUGAU
Molecule: messenger RNA, 7175 nt
Organism: Sarcophilus harrisii (Tasmanian devil)
Lineage: Eukaryota; Metazoa; Chordata; Mammalia; Dasyuromorphia; Dasyuridae
Gene: RNF144A
Product: ring finger protein 144A
Exons: 8
Coding region: 115-1020 (301 amino acids)
Biological process (GO): ubiquitin-dependent protein catabolic process; positive regulation of proteasomal ubiquitin-dependent protein catabolic process; protein polyubiquitination
Cellular component (GO): cytoplasm; Golgi apparatus; ubiquitin ligase complex
Molecular function (GO): zinc ion binding; ubiquitin conjugating enzyme binding; ubiquitin protein ligase activity
Source: RefSeq, a predicted model, not a curated record